Caenorhabditis angaria is the source of this 5686-nucleotide messenger RNA. The record is from the annotation of a GenBank genome assembly. NCBI's taxonomy places the organism in Eukaryota, Metazoa, Nematoda, Chromadorea, Rhabditida, Rhabditidae.
AUGGAUGAGGUCACUGCGAAACUUGAAAAAAUCCCGAAUUUCGAGACGCUCAAAGGAAUCGUAAGUUUAUCCAAAAAAUAUAAAUUUUCUCGAGAAAACAACUUUUGUUGCAGAGCGCCGAGGAUAUUCCAUUUGAGGAGGAUAUUUUGCGCAAUCCAACUUCGGUAAAUUGCUGGCAACGCUAUAUCGAUCAUAAAAAGACGUCGAAAAGUCCAGCGAAACAGGUUUUCUUGAUUUAUGAGAGAGCUUUGGCUAUUUUCGAGAGAAGCUAUAAAUUAUGGUAUCACUACUUGAAAUAUCGCGAGUCUACAAUUCUCAAUCAAUGUCCAACUGAAAAAGCAUGGACAGCAUUAGCUGAUACAUAUGAAAGAUGUUUGAUGAGAUUGCACAAAAUGCCAAGAAUUUGGCAAUGUUAUUGUGAAAUUAUGAUAAAACGAGGAUUGAUAACUGAAACUCGCAGAGUUUUUGAUCGAUCUCUUCGUUCUCUUCCUGUUACUCAACAUAAACGAAUUUGGGAUUUAUAUAUUGAUUUUCUCACGAAACAUGAUUUACCUGACACUACAAUUCGGGUUUAUCGAAGAUAUUUGAAAUUCAAUCAAAGAGCAAGAGAAGAUUAUAUUGAAUAUUUGAUUUCUCGCGAUCAAAUCGAUGAAGCUGCUAAAGAACUCACAAUUCUUGUAGAUAAAGAUCAAGCAGUUUCAGAGAAGGGAAAAACCGCUCAUCAACUUUGGACCCAACUUUGCGAUUUGAUUUCGAAAAAUCCGGUCAAGAUCUUCUCUCUGAAUGUUGAUGCAAUUAUUCGACAAGGAAUUCAUAGAUAUACAGAUCAAGUUGGAUUUCUUUGGUGUUCUUUGGCUGAUUAUUAUAUUAGAAGUGCAGAAUUCGAAAGAGCUCGCGAUAUUUACGAAGAGGCGAUGGCAAAAGUUUCGACGGUCAGAGAUUUCGCGCAAGUUUAUGAUGCAUAUGCUGCUUUUGAAGAGCGAGAAGUGUCGAUUAUGAUGGAAGAAGUUGAACAAAGUGGAGAUCCGGAAGAAGAAAUUGAUCUAGAAUGGAUGUUUCAACGAUUCCAGAAUCUUAUGGAGCGCAAAAAUCUGUUGAUGAAUAGUGUUCUCUUACGCCAAAAUCCACAUAAUGUUGGAGAAUGGUUGAAUCGUGUCAAGAUUUUUGAGAAUAAUUUCGAAAAACAAGUGGAGACUUUCAAAGAGGCCGUGAAAUCGGUGAAUCCGAAAAUGCAAGUGGGAAAAGUGAGGGAUUUGUGGAUUGCAUUUGCGAAAUUAUAUGAGGAUAAGGGAGAUGUGGAUGCGGUGAGUUUGGAGUAAAAAAAAUAUUGAUUAACUGAAGAAUCUCGAAUUUUUGCUGAUUUUUCCAGAGAUUUUUCUAGUCUAGUCUUCUGUUCAACCCAAAAACCCCCAAUUUUUCAGGCUCGAAAAACCUUCGAAACGGCAGUUUUAUCUCAAUUUGGCGGUGUUAGUGAAUUAGCGAAUGUUUGGUGUGCAUAUGCAGAAAUGGAAAUGAAACACAAUCGACCAAAAAGUGCACUUUCUCUCCUCCAAAAAGCUUGUCAAGUUCCGCGACAAGGAGACUACGAAAAUAUGCACAGUGUGCAAGCUCGAGUUCAUCGAAGUCCAAUAUUAUGGGCAAUGUAUGCUGAUUAUGAAGAAUGUUGUGGAACUGUUGAAUCGUGUCGAAAAGUAUAUGAUAAAAUGAUUGAUUUGAGAGUGGCUUCGCCUCAAAUGAUCAUGAAUUAUGCUCUGUUUUUGGAAGAAAAUGAGCAUUUUGAGCUGGCAUUUCAGGCAUAUGAAAAGGGUAUUGCUCUAUUCAAAUGGCCUAGUGUUUUUGAUAUUUGGAAUACUUAUUUGGUCAAAUUUAUCAAGAGAUAUGGAGGAAAGAAAUUGGAAAGAGCUAGAGAUUUGUUUGAACAAUGUUUAGAGAACUGUCCACCAAAAUAUUCGAAAUGUAAGCUUUUGUGGGAAACUUUGGAGAUUUUUUGCCACUGGGUUUUCAGUGUUUUACCAUAUUUCACCCAAAAAAUCCUCAUUUUUGCAGACAUUUUCCUACUCUACGCAAAACUAGAAGAAGAGCACGGUUUGGCUCGUCACGCUCUUUCAAUCUAUAAUCGCGCUGCUUCCGGUGUUGACAGAUCUGAUAUGCAUUUAUUAUACAAUAUUUAUAUCAAAAAAGUCCAAGAAAUGUAUGGAAUUGCACAAUGUCGACCGAUUUUUGAGAGAGCUAUUGCUGAAUUGCCAGAGGAUAAAUCGAGGUAAAUUUUUCGUCAGAAACAUUAAUAUGAGCAAUCCCUAUAAUUUUGCAGAUCAAUGAGUUUGCGCUAUGCUCAACUCGAAACGACAGUCGGUGAAAUCGAUCGAGCUCGUGCAAUCUACGCACACGCGGCCGAAAUUUCCGAUCCAAAAGUUCACGUCAAAUUCUGGGACACGUGGAAAACGUUCGAAGUUGCGCACGGAAAUGAGGCAACUGUUCGAGAUAUGUUGAGAGUUAGAAGAAGUGUUGAAGCAUCGUAUAAUGUGAAUGUGACAUUGACAAGUGUACAAAUGAGAGUUGAUGCUGAGAGAAAAGCACAAGAGGUAAGAAUUUGGGUGGUUUUGGUGGAAAAAUAUUGGAUCUUGUGUGAAACUUGACCCGAAAUCUAAAUUUCAUAGGUAAUUUGGAUUCUUCUGAAUCAGAAAAAUAUAAAAACACAUUUUUUCCCUCAAAAAAACUUCAUUUGUUUAUCUCCAAUAAUUUUAAAAUUACAAUUCCUCUACAAAAUACUCAUUUUCAUCAAUUCUAAUCGCAUUACAAACUUUUUCGCGAUUCAAUAAUGCAAUAGUAUAAGCAAAAAGCAGACAUAAAAUUGCGAUGAAAAUAUAAAAACGAAAAUCGCCGAAUUUCGAAAAACAACACACUGAAUCGUCUUCUUCUACUGCUGGAUCGUCGUUUUUUGUUAAUCGAUUGAUUAUCUGUAGGAAUUGGGAGAAUUUGGGAUUUUCUGAGUCUACAUUGGUCCCAAAAUUAAAUUUUUCCCUUUUGUUCCGCUAAAAUUUUAAAUUUUCAAGACUCAAUUAGCCUCAAAAAUUUUAAAAAGUCUACAGGGUGGCCGUUAAUUACCCGCACAAAUUCAAUCUGGUCCCGUGUUUGAACAGUAAAUGUAGAUAUGAUUUCUAGUUUCAAAAAUUAUUCCCAGAUGUGUUCAUCAUUUUAACAUAGAAUCUUGUCAUAUAAUUCGGUCUAAGGGUAGCUGGAAUAUCGGGAAUGAAUUUCAGAACUUCGCAUCAGGCACGCUGCUUUUUUUGGAAUGAAUGAGCUUGCUAUACCCAUAGAUAGUUUCAAAUUAUAUGUUUCCGGUUCAGAAUUUUAGUAUAAACCCUAGACGUGCUCGAUCCUUGACGGAAAUGAUUCACAAAAUUUCUGGAACAAGAAUAAGACACAGUAAAGCGAAACCCUCAAAACGGAUUUUUCAACUCAAAAACUCAAUUUUUAUCAUUUAUCAUGUUCACCAUAAUGGUGUGAGAUAAAUCCAUGGUAUUUUUGAUGUUAAAUGUCACUAGUAGGCUUGGUUUGGCUAUACGGAUCUCACAUUUCCCACACUUUGUAACAUUUUCGAUUUUGACCUCGUUUUAUAAAAUUUCUAUCAAAAAACGGUCAAUUUUAAAAACACGACCAGAAAUGAUCUCAAUAAUUUUUCAGAGGGUCUAAUCUCGCUAAAUUCCUUUUUUAAUACCCAAAAAACAUCAUUAAAUUCUGCUAUGAUUCUAAAAGUACCGAAAUUGUUUCAAAUCUGUCACCCGAAGUAUGAAAAUCACUCGAAAAAAAUGUAGCGUGCAAAAAAUCUUGUUUUUGCGUUUCAUACUGUCACCAACAACCCCUCUAACUUGCCUCAAACAUGAAGAAUCACUAUGAGACUUCGAUUAUUUACUUUAAAAUAGGUAAAACUAAAUAAUUAUAAUUACGGUAACAAGUUUGGGACGUUUUGAUAAGAAUCUGAGCUGGUUCAACAAAAAUUUGGCUUGUGCGGGUAAUUAACGGCCACCCUGUACGUGGAAUUUUUCUAUUUGAAAAAUUUUCCACGUGGAUUCUUUGUCACGUCAUAACUUUUUUUUCCGAAAUUUGGGAGAAAAACACUUUUUUUGCGUUAAAAAUCCAAUUUUCCCUCAAAAAUAUCCCCAUCCACAAAAUAUUGCUAACCUGUGUUGGAUACGGCGAAUCCUCAUCAUAAUUUUUUGCUCGCGCAUUUGUUUUCGGUGAUUUUUUGGCUGAAGAUGGUUUCGGUUUUGAUUCGAUUCCUCCCGGAGGACCAUUUGCCAACUCUUUGGACAUUGAAACAUUUGUCUCUGUGUUAUCCAUCGAUCUUCGUUUUUCCAACUUUCUUGGCGGAUUUUCUGAGGGUUUCUGGGUGAUUUUUGGUGGACUUUCCGGCUUUUUUGGCGAAAUUUCAGCUUUUGGUGUGUGAAAAUCUGGUUUUUGAGUGGUUCUCGGCGAAUUUUCAUCUAGAACAGCGGUUUGGGAAUCUUUCAAAUGUAGAGGAGCGGAUUUUUGUGCACGAGAUGUUGUCGGUUUUUCGGCGUAGAGUUCAGAUUCGGGUGUUGUAGGAGACUGAAAAUUUGUGAACUUUUGAGCUAUUCUUCACCCAAACCUUUUUUCCCCAAAAAAUCACCAACCUCAAUAUCAGCUUUCGAUAAAACAGUUUGUUCUCGAAUUGCUUGUCUGGCUGGAUGUUUUGAAGAAGAAGACAUGAUUUUGUUUUGAUUUUCUUUGACCUCAGCUGAUUAUAUUUAUUUGUUAGUUAUUCGAAAAUGUUUUUUUCUUCGUCUGAUUUGCUGAAUUUGAAUUCAUAAGAAAUGGCUGGGGAAAGGUUUUUCGAUUCGAAAAAAAAACAACGUGGGAAAUUUGGGUCACGUUUUUAUUGCGGAACAUUAAUUGAGCCUUUCAAAAAAAAAACGGUUUUUUUCCAGACAACCAGUGGCUCAUCCUCAAAUGCAAUGGAACAAUUGGAUCAACAAAAUUCGGGAGAAAAUUCAACAAUAACACAAGUUUCGAUGAACAAAGGAAAUAUUUCAUUUGUUCGUGGAGCUGGAAAAACUGUGCAACAGGAUACGACUGAAAAUCCGGAUGAAAUUGAUUUGGGAGAUGAUGAUGAUGAUGAUAGAGAAGAAGGAGAAAAUGAUGAAAAUGAAGGUGAGCGGGUGAAAUUUAAUCAUAAAUGGAUUAUUUUGAAGUGAAAAUCGAGAAAAGUUAUGGGGUGAUUCAGGUCGAAAAAACAUUUUUUUUUAAAACGUUUUUUUACAAAAAAUUUCGAUUCAGCAAAUGUCAAAAAACUAUAUUUUUUUCCUAUUUUUGACAUUUUUCGACAUUUUUUCAUUGAAACAUUUUCGCUGCGAGAUAUAUUUCAUUUUUGUGUGGAAAAAAUAGGGUUUUUUGACAUUUGCUGAAUCGAAUUUUUUUGUAAAAAAACGUUUUUUUUUAGUUUUUUCUCAACCUGAAUCACCCCAUUACAUUUUUAUCUCAAAAGGGCAUUGUUCAGAAAAAAAACCAAAAAAAAAUAUUCAAAAAUUCAUACAAAAUGACUGAAAGUAAUCUCCCGAAAUCCUCUGUAAAAAAUAUUUUUUCAGACAUGGAAAUCGACACAAAAACCAUUCCAGCUCAAAUUUUCGGAAGUUUGAAAAAAGCCCAAGAAGAAGAAGAAGCCUAA